UGUGAGCUGAAAGCUCCAAAGGCACAAGCGAUAGUUUUGUUGUCGCAUUUCCCUCGAGGAAGCUUGUGUCAAGUGGAUUUUUUUCCUCGACCGAGAAGAGAGAGAAGAAGGCAGCCAAUUGCCGAUUUUUUGGACGGAAGUCCGAGCUCAGUGCGUGAGGUGCAUCUGACCGUUCUUAACGUAACUGGAAAUCAGUAGAUUUGUUCUAACGAUUGUAUUAUUUGAAUAAAAGAAAAUUUUGAUUAUUAUCGCGUGACGCAAGAAGAGCAAUAUUUCAAUUGCAUAAUCUUAUCAUCCGAUAAUUGAGUUACGAUCAUUUUUGUCUAAGCCUUAUAAUUAGUCGAAAUUUCAGGAAAUUCUUUCAAUCCGUUCCGAGUCGUAUGGGCGCGCGAUUAAUUUUUGCGCGAUACACGGUAAAAGUUGCGUAAGACAAAAAAAAUCGAUUUAUCCGCGAUAUAUCUAGCCGAGAGAGCUUGUUUACAAAAAAGUUAAUAACAGAGAAGAAAAAUGUCGCAGUUCGUAUGCAUCGACGACUACGAGCGUCACGCUUUGGCUAAUCUGCCGCCCAUGAUAAAGGAUUAUUACCGCAGCGGCGCCGGCGAGGAAUUGACCCUAAGAUUGAACAAGGAGGCGUUCAGAAAACUUCGUAUAAGGCCCAAAGUAUUGACCAAUGUCUCGAAGCGAGACAUCAGCACGACGAUUCUCGGUGAGAGGAUCUCCAUGCCGUUGGGGGUGUCACCGACGGCCAUGCAGAGGAUGGCUCACCCAGACGGCGAGUGCGCCAACGUCAAAGCCGCUGGAGGAGCCAAGACCAUCUUCACUCUGUCCACGUUGUCGACGUCGAGCCUCGAGGAGGUCGCAGAAGCCUCGCCCGAGGCCAUCAAGUGGUUUCAACUUUACGUCUACUUCGAUCGCAACGUUACCCGCGACCUCGUGCGCAGAGCCGAGCGAGCCGGCUUCAAGGCCCUCGUGCUGACCGUCGACACGCCCAUGUUCGGCGAUCGUCGCCGAGACAUUAGAAACAAAUUUGCCCUUCCGAAACACUUGAGAUUGGCGAAUUUCGAGGGUUUGCUGUCGCAAAAGAUCAAUUCGGCCAGUGAUGGCUCGGGCUUGAGCGAGUACGUGGCGAAUCUCUUCGACGACUCGCUCUCCUGGAAAGACGUGGCCUGGUUGAAAAGCAUCACUAAAUUGCCGAUAGUCCUGAAGGGAAUUCUGACUGCGGAAGACGCCCUUCUGGCCGUCGAACAUGGCGCCAGUGCGAUUUUGGUAUCAAAUCACGGAGCUCGUCAGAUCGAUAGUGUUCCUGCAUCGAUAGAAGCCUUACCGGAAAUAGUUAGAGCAGUGGGCGACAAGGUUGAAGUCUACCUGGACGGUGGAGUGAGUCAAGGAACCGACGUGCUGAAAGCUUUGGCGCUCGGUGCAAGAAUGGUUUUCUUUGGACGACCCAUGCUCUGGGGUCUGGUUCACGAUGGCGAAAAGGGUGCUCGAAAGGUACUGGAAAUGAUGAGGCGAGAAAUUGAUGUCGCUUUCGCGUUAUCGGGUUGUUCGAGCAUUAAAGAUGUUACGAGGGACAUGGUGGUUCAUGAAUCUCAGUACAGCAGACUUUGAUUGAGGAGAGAAAUAAAAAUUCUGAAUUAUAUUUGAGCUGCGUUAAUUUUUAUUGCAAGUUGGUAAAAUUGUGGCUUUUAUCAUCAAAAAAUAUCAGUCAUUUGUUUGCUUAUAAUAUACACAAUUUUUCAUCCUUGGCACAGACUCCGUAUUAUACUCAACGUUGUUUUUACCUGUACAAUUAUUUAUACGUAUGAUAUGUAUGACUCUUAAUUAUUUGUAUUACUAAUUUUUAUGCAUAAGCUUUUACAAAAUGCUUAUGUUACUUUAUUGUGACGAAAUUAAAAAAAAAACGCAAGUA
Messenger RNA from Trichogramma pretiosum, 1909 nucleotides. RefSeq names its product peroxisomal (S)-2-hydroxy-acid oxidase GLO5 (gene Hao). The coding region runs from base 508 to 1608 and encodes 366 amino acids. Gene Ontology annotation, molecular function: FMN binding; oxidoreductase activity. NCBI's taxonomy places the organism in Eukaryota, Metazoa, Arthropoda, Insecta, Hymenoptera, Trichogrammatidae. The record is from RefSeq and is a predicted model, not a curated record. The transcript is spliced from 8 exons.